Molecule: messenger RNA, 251 nt
Organism: Soboliphyme baturini
Lineage: Eukaryota; Metazoa; Nematoda; Enoplea; Dioctophymatida; Soboliphymatidae
Source: the annotation of a GenBank genome assembly
AUGGAUCCGUUCAUCGAACAACCGCCAAGCAUCCUUAACAAGCCCGACGGAUCAGUGCUUUUUGAGUGCAUGGUGUCGGCAAACCCUGAACCGGAAGUGAAAUGGUACUUCAAAGACAAGGAACUGACCACCGGCGACAAAUACAUCGUCAAAAAGAAGAAAAUGGUCGGAAAAUAUGCGUGCACUCUCCAAGUGAAGGUUAGUUGGACCCUGUACCUGUUUCUGGUGAAGGCUAAACUUGCACCCUGAGU